CAACAACAAUCAACAACAAUAAUAAUAAAGAUUUUACAUUCAAUAGUUUAUCUACUAUAUCUGCAACAACAACAACAACAAUACCGACAACAACAACAACAACAACAACAAAUGAUACAAUUGAACAAACAAUAGUCAUAUUGGAACCAGAUUUACGUAUACAUUAUCCGGGUUUAGCAAUAUUACUUGGAAUUAUUUGUAUAAUUGUUGUAUUUGGUAAUGGUUUAACAAUGUUAUCUAUUUGUAAAGAACGUUAUCUUCGUACGGUUACAAAUUAUUUUGUUGCAUCAUUAGCAUUUGCUGAUUGUUUAGUCGGAUCGAUUGUAAUGCCAUUUUCAGUUGUACAUGAAGUAAUGAAUAAAUG
Dermatophagoides pteronyssinus (European house dust mite) is the source of this 364-nucleotide messenger RNA. RefSeq names its product dopamine receptor 2-like. The record is from RefSeq and is a predicted model, not a curated record. Lineage: Eukaryota; Metazoa; Arthropoda; Arachnida; Sarcoptiformes; Pyroglyphidae.